Culex quinquefasciatus (southern house mosquito) is the source of this 15180-nucleotide messenger RNA. RefSeq names its product serine-rich adhesin for platelets. The record is from RefSeq and is a predicted model, not a curated record. Gene Ontology annotation, cellular component: histone deacetylase complex; transcription regulator complex. Gene Ontology annotation, molecular function: transcription corepressor activity. NCBI's taxonomy places the organism in Eukaryota, Metazoa, Arthropoda, Insecta, Diptera, Culicidae. Gene Ontology annotation, biological process: regulation of transcription by RNA polymerase II; negative regulation of DNA-templated transcription.
GAACAGUGUCCGCCAGUCUGGUGUGCGUCGGUUGUGACGAGGUCGCGCUUCAGAGUUUGUUUGAACAUCCAUAAUCAUAUUGCAGCCAGCCAGCCUGAAGUAGCAUCCACAGCAGCAUCCACAGCAUCCAAAGAAAAAAAAAUCAUCAUCUCCCCAUAUCGCGACCCUAGCGGGGUGGACUCGGAGGGACGUUUUCUUUUGUUGGUGGUGGGGGAAAAAGUGUGGGUGGAAAUUCGCGCGAAUCUCCGCUGGAUGUACGACGAAGACGACUUCCGAGGUGACCACACAAAAGUCGGAUGCUGGGAAGAGUGAAAAAGGAAAAGCUUGUCCCCCUGAAAGGUGUGAAAUUUCAAGCAGUUGCGUGUGUGUGCGAGUGUGUGUACAUAAUGUGAUGGGAUCCUCAGAGCGGUCACAAAAUGAGGAAAAACAUCACCGUUACAGCAUAUAUCCCUUCGUCCUUAAGUAGCUAGUUGAUAGUUGUUGUUAGUAGAUGAAGAAACUACGCAAGAGUGAGAAGUGAGUCCUCAAAUGUUCUAACCUUUGCUCAACACACACACAAAAUCUGUACCCCACACUGUCGAUAUCUAUCUGGUUAGUGAAAAAAAAAGAAAAGUCGUGAAAACCGUUCGAGUGAGUGAGAAAUUUUAUCCAGUUUGAUCUUAUUCAACAAACGAGAAAAAGAAAAAAAAAAACCCAAGAAAGGAUUUUCCCCCCGAGACGACAAAACAAGGAUUACCUGAGCAAAACUGUUGCUGCAUGCUGGGGGGGAAAAACUGUGUCGCUCCCCUAGCAAGAGAGACUGAAGAAAAGCCGUCGGGAAAUCGCAGCACCAGAAAGACACGCUCAACGGCGAAGGCCCUCUGAGAAAAUGGCUGUUCACAAAUUCAAGCUCAAAUAACAAUGGACACACGAACAAGUUACACAAUCACCACAAAAACGGAAAAUCCGCCGGCUGUCGAUUCUCGACGACACACUCGGAAGACAGGCCAGCAGCGAUGCGACAGGGAAGAGGCUAUAAAAAAGUAAAUUAAAUAAUUAAAAAUAAUCUUCUUUUCCCGAAGGGAAGCAAGAACAAGUCGUUUCGAGACAAAAGUAACAUUCCGACGGUGCGUGAGUGUGGCGAUUUCGUGAAAUCGUGAAACAAGUGCGAUGUGCGGCCGCCAUCUUGGUCAGUGUUGCCAGCGCGCGGAUUCAUUUCUUGCACUAGGCGUUCUUCGUCACCGUGAAAAUGUAGCUCAAUCGGCGUGAUCGGCGCGUCAGGUCUGAAUCAAUCUGACAGUUGUGAAAUGGGUAAAAGUAAGAUGGCCGUUAAGUAGUUGUUAGAAUCGAUAAGUAGCGUCUAACCGGUGUGAAUAGAAGUUUUUUGGUGUGUACAGUAGCGGUCAGCAUUUUCUAUCCACUUUUAACUCGGUGUUUGUGUCGGUGUGUGUACACUUUUGUAAGCUGCUAGAGCCGAACAAAUCGUACCACUCAAAUCUCAAAUCGGUUGUGAAUGAAACAAAAAAGAAAAAUUACUCUCUCACCUUUCAACACUGUGUAAAGUUUUAAAAGCAAAACAGUAGAUUCUAGAAACAGUAAGAAAUAUUACCGUCCUUUCUAAGAAGAAAACAAAAGUUUUAACUUAUCGCUAAUCGUAAAGUCAAACAAAAGAAACGAGUGCGCGUGUGUGAGUGUGAGCGUGCGCGCGCGAAAUAUGUGCCAAAACAAUCGCCAAAACCAACACAAGCAAGCAAGCCAGUUGAUGCCGAGGAGCGCGGCCAAGAAAUACGAAACCGACGGCGGCGCCGAAAACGUGAUUAAUCUUAUUAAUAACCGGUACAGCGCGCGGUGAAAUUUAUUAAAUAAUCCCCAUCAUCAAUAUUUUGCGUUCCCCUCUCGGCGGCAUCUUCGAACAGAGAGUGAAAAAAAAAUGAAAAGAAGCUCACAGAAUUAAUUGAAUAAACAGUUCCCGAGAGAGUGAGGCGGAAGAGCAAACUUGCAGCGAUAAAUAUCAAUUUCCAAAAGAAGAAGCAAAAGACGACCGCACAAGGGUCUCCGGAACCUCCGGAAGGAAGUUUAUGAUUAGUGGGAUUACUUUAUGAUAAGUGAUCUUCGUCCGCGCGUGGCAAAUGAUGAAAACAGUGCUAAUGAAAACAAUUACUCACCUGUGAGAGUUUCGUGAGAGAGUGAACCUAGAAAAAAGAAGAUAAAAUCGAGGUCACCGCCAUCAUUGUCGAGCUGUCAUUCUUCGAAGAAGAAGAGGCGAAGACGAAGACGAAAGGGAAGAGCUUAGAGAUGAUUGUGAUUGCGGCCUUGAAGUGUUGUUGCUGGUGAGUUGCCGACGGCGCGGCGCUCGGUGGAGGAAGCAAGCCCUCUCGUCCCAAGAAGCAAGUUGUUGAAUGCUGUCAAGUGUUGUUUGUUGUGCUGAACUGGGGUGUGUGUAAGUGUGUGUUUGUGUGCAGCUUCUGCCUACACCCCCCUCUCCAUAAGACAGACAGAAGGACGCUGUUUUGGUGAGGAGAAAAAAGUGUGAGUGUAUAGGAAAAAAAGGAGGGAAAACUCUAGACGUCAGAAAAAAAGUGAAUUGAUUUUGCUGAAAACAAAGACUGUUUCGCAACCUGCACGUCCCACCUGUUAUUCGUCACCUUGGAUCCCGUGUCGCAGCACCUCGUUGGACAGCAAAAUGGCCGCUGUAAAUUCGGUUCAAAACAGCAUCCGGCUACCGCUGGCCGGAUUGGCCCCGCCCCGGGUGCUCAUGUGCAGCGCGUCGAUGGGUGCCGAGGGUUCGGUCACGUUGCAGCUGCGUGAGGCCAUCCAGGCGCCGGACGCGUCCGGCAGCACACUCGAUCACGGCGGGCUUACCAUCGGCUAUCCGGACCCGGAGAUGCUAGCCGACAUGUUGGGUUCGUUCCAGAGUGCCUCGGCUGGGGCGGCCGGACUGGACCAGUCCGUGGCCAGCACGUUCGACCUGCUACAGCAGGACAGCAGCAACAGCAACUGCAGCCGGCAGUCUGACGUCGUUGAACACCAGCAGCAGCAGCAACAACACAUAGCCAGUGCCCUGCUGGCGGCGGCCAAGGCUAGCUCGUCACCGUCCGGAAGUGGCAGCGGGAGUUUAACGCUCAGCGGGGUAAAGAGCGAAAUAGCGGCCGCCGUCGCGGCCAAAGCCGACAAGCUGAACGGGUGCCUUCCUCCGACCGUUUCGCUGGUGUCCGCCCCCUCUUCGGCGUCCUCGUCGCCUAGUGCCAGCAACGGUAGCAGCUGCAGUUCCGGCAGCAGCAGCCUCAGCAGUAUCGGCAGCUCCCAUAAAACCGCUUCGGGCGCCGCUGCGACAUCUAGCGGCGGCUUGGGCGGCCACAGCACCAGAAGUGACAGCACGAGCAGUUGCAGCAGUACGAGCAGCAGCAGUAGUAGUAGCAGCAGCAGCAGCAGCAGCAGCAGCAGCAGUAGUGGUGGUAGCAGUUGUGGGUCGUCCACGGCCGCGGUCACGCUGAACGGGCUACCGACGGCGGUGAAAAAGCCACGGCCCAAAACCGCCUCGCCAACGCGGCACGGGCCGCAGCAAUGUCAGGUCUGCAGCAAAGUGUUUGGAAAUGCAUCCGCCCUGGCCAAGCACAAGCUGACGCACAGUGAUGAGCGGAAGUACGUUUGCGGAAUGUGCUCGAAAGCGUUCAAAAGACAGGACCAUCUCAAUGGCCACAUGCUGACGCACCGGAACAAGAAACCGUACGAGUGCAAGGCGGACGGCUGCGGCAAGUCGUACUGCGACGCGCGGUCACUCCGGCGACACACGGAGAACCACCACAGUGGCACCACCCCGGGGACGACGACCCCCACGCCGAUGGCCGCCCCCAGUCCGGGCCCGUCGCAGUCUCCGCCCCUCAACACCUCCGGCAGCAACUCUCCGGUGAAUCCGUCGUCGUCGUCGUCGGUGGCGUCUCCGUCGGUGACAGUGACGACCCUGGCCACGGCGGUAUCGACGGCAGCUAGCCACGGUACGACCGGGCCACUCAGCGGGCUCAGCCUGUCACCGGCUACCGCCAGUGGUGACGCAAGUUCUCCUCACGGCGCUACCUGCAGCAUCCAGUUCAGCACUUCUUCCUCCCCGUCUUCGUCCGGCACGACGACCCUGCUGACCGCGAGCAACCACAGUUCCAAUAACACGACAACCGCCACCUACAGCAACCUAACCUCUUCCUCUACCAGCAACAACAACCAAAACAACAACAGCUCAAGCAGUAGCACCGGAAGUUCCGCCGGGCAGCAGCACCAGAUGACAGCCCUGACCUCCACCCCCUGCGGCGGUGUCGAUUCCGGUGGCUCCAAGACGCCCUCGCCCAGUUUGUCCCCGGCCGGAACCGGAAACGGAAACGAAGGCCUCACCCGGCAGCAGCUGGACCUGAUCACGCAGAUCAUGCAGCAGACGAAGCAGGCCAACGCGGCGGUGGCUGCCGCCGCAGCAGCCGGCCAGAAGAUCCCGCCCCGGCCCCGGACGUGGAACAUGCAGAUAAACUCCCGGCCGGAGCUGGCAAACCUCCCACUACGGCGCCGGCUCCAACUGAGCCAGAACAAGGUGACCACGACAACCACGUCCAGCACGCCCAGUCCUACGACCAACACUCCGACAACCCAGGCUUCAGCACCGGCGCCUACUCCCAGCGUCCCUCCGGUAGAACCCGCCAGUGUUACCAGCAGCGCCCAACCACCGCCAUCAACCACCACCCCAGCUCCAACGCCGUCAUCGGCCGCUUCCCCAGCAAACGUCGCCGCCGCGGUCGCCAAAGCCGACCAGAAACCAGUCGAGUGCAACCUGUGCCACCGCAAGUUCAAGAACAUCCCGGCCCUGAACGGCCACAUGCGACUGCACGGCGGCUACUUCAAGAAGGACUCCGAAACGAAGAAAUGUGAUAAGAAGGAGCACACCGGACCGCCGCUGCAGACGGCCAGCGUGGGCGUGCGAGCGCUUAUCGAGGAGAAGAUCAUCAACAAGCGCAGCAAGGAUCUGAAGAAUCUGUUGUUGAAGGGUUCGUUCGUGGUGCCGGCACCGCCGUUGACCGCGCGACGACUGCUGGAAGCCAGCGAAGCGUUGCUAUCGCCCAAGCCCGGCACGGUCGCCAUCGUGUCAACGCAGAACGGAACCACCCAGAUCAUCAACCCGGCAAAGGCCAUCACCACGAUGUCGACGGCGGCCGAAGUCAAGGACGCCACGCUGAUCGAGCUGUUAAAACGCGGCACCAAGGUGGCCGUCAAGCGUACCUGUUCCGAUCCUGGCCAGCUGGCCAUCACCACGACACAGCAGCAGUCGCCUUCAGCUACGCGAACCGUGGUGUUACCUGCAAACGCCUUAACCAGCGCACCGUCCACGCCGCCCCUAGCGCUGACCAUCGGCACCAACAACAACAACGGCUCAUCUGCGACCUCCAGCAGCAAUCCUUCGACUCCGGUGAUCAGUUCCGACGCCACGCCCCUCUCACUCACUAUAUCACAAGCGCCUUCCGGCAGUGCGGACGUGUUCACUCUAGCCUACUCUACCGACGCCACCGGUGCUGCGGCCUUCUUUAGCGAUAACGACGUGUACAGUGUUAGCGAUACGACCAUGCUUUUGCAGGCCGUUGACUCGAUCCAGCUGCUGCAGGACUCCGCCUCCUCGACGGAGCAGCUCGACGAAAUAGCGUCCCUUUCCGACUACUCUACCGCGAUCAACGAGCAGAACUUUACCCCCUCACGGCAGCUCCAAGCCGUGCUGGACUCGCCCCUCCCGGAGAGCUUGGCCGAGUUCAGCGCUCUCCAUUCCAAGGACUUUGUCCUUUACGGUAACUCCACCUCCUCCUCCUCGAACGCGGUAAUAACCAACAAUUCCACCGAUCCCCCAACCAGCCAAUCCUCCAACUCACCACUCCCAUCCCCGCUAGCCUAUCCAACUCCGCCGGCUUCCCAUGAACCGGCCGCUCAGGCAUCACCGUUCCUAGACGAUUCCCGUCACUUCUCCGAUGCCGGCUCCUUCUUCGAUGACAAGCGCAACUCGUCCACCAACUUUCUCGACGAUGGCUUCUUCAAAACCGGGCAAGAGGGCAAGCUCAGCGACGAAAAGAUCCUAGCGCUGAAAAACGAACUCCUCGACGAGAAUGCCGACCUCUUCCGGAACAGCAAAAACAUCCUCGACGAUCACUGUCACGACCUGUUCAAAACCGAAGACAACUUUUUCUCCGAAGAAUCUCCCGUAAUGGCCAACAACAAGUCAUCCAACACGCGGUCCACUUCCUCGGGCAGUGGAGGCGCUCAGGAAGAUCCGGCGUCUAAAAUCAACCUGGACUUCCUGGACGAAGCGCAGGCGUUCAUCAACGAAACCCGCAGUGCUUCCUCGCCGCUGUCCAACGCGUUCUCUGCUACCAUGUCCAGCGCGGAAGAGGUCAAGGAAGCCCUGGAAGAGGUGCUUCCCAGCGAUGAGGACGUCGUCAUCGCUGAAGCGGACAUUGACCUGUACUAUCUGAACGGCUUGUCCUCGCUACAAUCUCAGAUGAUGCCAAACUCGGACGAUCCGUUGCUAUCGUCCUCGCCCAAGGACUUUGCCCAUCGCCAGCACCAGAAGUUUCUCUUCGAGCAACAGCUGCUGCAGCAGCAGCAACAGCAGGUUCUGUCGCAGAACAACAGCAGUACCUUCUCACCACCGAGUGCCAAAAAACUCAAAACUGAAGCGGACGCCCAGGUCGGCGUCAGUGAUACCAACGCAAAAAUUCCACUUACCGUACAAACAGAGCAAAUUCCAAAAGACAACCCCGGUGACUCGGUAUUUCUCAGCCCGAGCAGCAUCUCAUCCAGCAGUAGCAACUGCAGCAGCAGCUCGCCGAAGCUCCAGCACGCGCUCCUCCGGAAAAGGUCGGCCGCGAUGCUACCCACGACACCGAUAGUCGUCCGCAAGUCACCCAUCUACCACUCCAAGCUGCGGAAGUCUACAACCGCGGUUCCCGUUACGCACUACACUCCACAGCCGAUGCUGAAUCCGGGCCGGACCGCUCCCGGACUCUACACCCAGGUUGCCGCAAGCCUGGUGAACCAGUCCGGAUCGGACUCGACCGUAGACGACACCUCGGACAUUUUCAGCGAACCACCACUCCCGAUUCGACCGCGCAUCAACAUCGGCCACGACUACCAGGCCACCAUUCCGGACUGCUACGGCAGCAGUCCCAGCUACCAUAAUCUAAGUCACCACCUAGAUCAGCAGCUAUGGGAUCCAACGGUAGCCCAAAACGAUCAACAGAUCGCCCGCUUCGUUGAGCUUUCCCGCUCUUCAGCCGUUCCUCUCGGCUGCCACUCGGAGGAGAACGCGCUCCGAUCACUGCUGGAAGCCCAAGGAGAAGUUCACAUCGCCAUCCUAAACCUGCUGCAAACUCCUCCGACCGCUAUCCACCGCCAUUGGUCACCCGACGAAAUGGAACAGUUCAUCCGCGGGUUGGAACUCUACGGAAAGGACUUUUGCCGAAUAACCAACGAGCUGCUUCCCGCCAAAACGACCGGUGACUGCGUCCAGCUGUACUACUUCUGGAAGAAGCUUUGCGUCGACUACAAGACCACCCAUCUGCUGCAGCACGGAAACAACUCGAUGAAGUUCAUCAACCUGAACGCCAGCCCGGACGACCUGCUGCUGGACCACAUCGGAUACACCGCCACGCCACCCAACGCAGUGGUCAAGACGGCUACUGGAACUGGCCAACCGACGAUCAACACCGGCAGCGACGUGCGGCCACACGUUUGCGAAGUUCCCGACUGUUCGGCGAGCUUCUCGUCCAAGGCCGCGCUGCAUGGUCACAUCCGUAUUCACUGUAUCGGACGCUCGGCAGGCCACGUGAGCGGCACGUUGCAAAAUGGUAAUUUCUUGAGUACUACCACCGCUGGUAACCCCACUAUUAACCCUAACCUCAUACCGACAAAGGAUGAUUAUCCCUGCAAGGUGUGCGGCAAGGUAUUUAAUAAGGUAAAAAGUCGCAGUGCCCACAUGAAAUCUCACAGACCGCAAGAUGCAAGCGAUCAGCUGCAACAUCAACUGCAACUUCACCAGCAACAGUUACAGCAACAACAACAACAACAACAACAACAACAACAACAGCAACAGUCACAGCAAUCAGCGUAAACACAAGCCACGGUGACAGCGGUUGUGCCAUAGCGAGACAAAAGACACACCGAGAACGAUAGAGAGCAGAAGACGAAUACUUCGAGACAAUCUUCAAAAGUAUGUUAAAAACUACUACAAGUGUUGUAAAAACAAACAAAAAAUACCAACCGAAAGCCACCUCGACUAGAAUUCAGCAAACAAAGGUACACGAUACAAACAGCAUAAUUUUACAACAUACAAAAAAAACGAUACAUAAAACAAAAACCUGAGCAAAUCACUGUAACGGAGGUUGUUAAAACAAACGCAAAUAAUACGUGAAAGAUCCCACAGAAUAGCUAAACAAACAAAAAAAACACACACUACACUACAAGAUUCACAGAGACGACGGUAAACAAACGAAAAGAAAUGUCAAAUUAUCAAAGCAUCCAUAUACACAAACACAAGCAUACAUUGAGGUAAAACUUCCACUUACUCUUAAACAAAUAUACAUAUUACAAUAUCUACUGUAAUCGUAAGCUAGAGCAAAAAAAAAAAAGAUAAAAAAACUGUUUUUGUACACUUUUUGUUGUUGAACUUUCUACACUUCGAAAACGUAAAUUGUACAUAGCAAAAUUAGGAAUAAGUAUAAGCAUAAAUUGUUGACAAAUCUUGUAUUCUUUUGAACUAUUUUAGCGAGACAAAAAAUCAAACAGUCGAUAGCAAAUCAAAAAAAAAAACACUGGGCGUGGCCUUUUUGUGAAAUCUGAGAUUUUAAACAAAGACAACUAAACAAAAGAGCAGGUGCAGAGAGUCGUUUUAGCAAACAAAUGAAAAGAAAAAAAAAUAACAAACCCAAACAUCAAGCAUCGUUCGAAGCCAAAAAUAGAGACACGCCCCGCCCGUUUCAUUGCAAGAGAUGGAGAUGGAAAACCCAACACAUAAAACCAUAAACAUUGCAAAACGACGUAAGUUUUUCUCUAAUAAUCGUCCUUAACAGAGUAAAUCACCCACAACUGUUCUUCUCUUAAAAAUCUCUCCUAACUAUAUAGAUGACUUUUUAUCUUUCCAGUAUUAUAGACAAACAAACUAACAACAACAAAAGAGAGAGAGAGAGAGCAUUCGAGAGCAUUGUAAACGGGAAAAACGAAACCAUUUAACACAGAAAAGUACUCUUUAAAUGUAGAACAAUUUCAUGCUGGCUAAGAAUAACAUUCUUUUUUAAUUGAAAGCAAGAUAAAGUAACACACUCACUCACUCACACAACUUAGGGUAAUGUUUAAUCCUUUCUUAAAAAACAAGAACAUAAGUAAAUGACGAAAAAACAUGGUUGUACCUAGAACUUAAGUGUUGAUCGAUGUCCCUAAUUCUAUACCAUAUUAUAAACAUUUCAACAAAAAAAAAUAUUACAAUGAAUGAGAGCAGCAAAUCUCACGCACCCAGAGCAAGAGAGCGGAAGGAAAUGUGUCAGAAAAAAGUAUAUAUUAUAUAUUUAUUAUUAGAAAGUUAUAUUAUGUGAAAACCUAAACCAAACAGAAACCUACUGGAACGUUAAAGUUCACAAACCAUGUAAAAGAAAGUUUUACACUAAAUUAAUGAUGAACGAAGAAAGCAACAGUUGGGAGACGAAGUCAAGCAAGUAAGGUAUAACUCAUUUUGUGUUCUUUUAAGAAUUGAUCGAACCACACUAAAAAAAAUGGGUAAACUCACCGGACCGACCUGAUAAUCCGGCGAAUGUUUUUGCUUUUGAUUUAACCAAGCAGCUCAAAUUAACUCGAGAAUCAAAUGGCAAUAACACACGCUCACUCAAAUCGAACGCAUCGCGCUAGCUUUCUAUCGAAAAGGGAAAGGCGAAAAUUUUAAUAUAUAUUUUGAGGCUAGUUGAAAGAAAAACGCGAGGUUUAACCUUAAAACACCGUCUAGCUUUUCUACAUUCAUUGUGAUAUUAGUUUCUUUUUCUAAUAGGAGAAUGAAAAGCUGGAUCUAAGCCCACAAUCUUGAAAAUGCUCAAACUUUUGUCUUCUUUAGUGUUAAUUUAUCUCUAUAUCUAUACGAAGCGACACCAUUGUACGAAUAUCUUACCCUUAAUCUGCUAUUACGACGAGUGAAAUUACGGUUGCAAGUAUACGUUAAAGGUGCAUCUUGAGGUGUGUUGAACAAUGUAAGUGAGGUGUGAUUGCUGACUCAGGUGGGGAUGUCAAUCUGAUGGGUCGUGAUAUCUUGAAAGAUCCGCAGUUUGAAUCCAUGGAUUUGAUCUGUUUGCAUUAUAAGUGAGCUGGAUACGCUCUUUGUUUACAAACUAACAACCUUAGGGAUUUAGUGUAUCGAUAGGACCAAAUGUUAGAACCAAAUUCCCCAGCUUUUUCAGCUGGUGGACUGUAUUUUUCGUUUUCAGGGUGAUAAAAACACUUUGGCUUUUUCACUUUUCCGGUUUGCACACUUUUCUGCAUCGUUACGAUUCUUUCAUCAACAUCUUGUCCUGUCAACAUAGUCGCGAAAAACUUUGAAAGCAUAGCGCAAAAUACGACAGUUCCUCAAACAUGUGACGCUUGUGAUGUUCAGCAAUCCGCAGGGAUGCCAGAUGCUCAGUUUUUUCAACUUAUUGCUCCGGUUUGUAACUAGAGUACACUGAAACCCUGAUAGUUUGACACCAACCGUUGUCAAAUUAACGUGGUAACUUUUUAGUUCGACACCCUCUUUACACAGGCUACCAAACGUUUUGUUUGAUAGUAUGUGUGAGUCCCGUGUAAAAAGUGACAGCUCGUCACUUUUUAGUUUGACUUUGUGAAAUCAACGGGCUACAAACUUAAAAAAGUGUCAAACGAGAAGUUACCAACCACCGGAUGGUUGAGUGUAAUUACACCUCACUUUACACUAUUGAUGCACUAAAAUCAAGCCUAUCCGGAAAUGUAUCGCCAAACUCUGUGUUGUGAUUUAUCUUAAAUAAUUAGCCAAAACAAUAACCACUCAAACUCUUAUUCAAAUUUUCAAACAAACCAGAAAUGCGUAAAACAUAACAAAAUAACUCAAACCACCUUCACUUAAUACUCGUAGACAAUUGAUUGCUUUGUUUCCCAAUACGACAAAUAACAAUCAUAAUAAGAAUACACAAAAAAAAUCUAUAUUUAAUUUAUCGAAAAACAGUAGCAGAAACGAAAACCGAGUCCGUGCACUAGCAAACUGUGGCCUAAGAUUGUGAACAAAAUUAGACAAAUUUCUCGCUUCUAUCGUUGCGUCUCACGAAAUAUUUACAAGCAUAACACAGUAUAUUUUUCAAUCGGGAUUAGUUACCACUUGGGUUACGGAUAAGUUCGACUUGGUUAAACCACAGAACCCAAAAAGAGAAGAAGAAAAACAAACACAUGCAAGCUGACACAAAAGUAUUACCACGAAUCGCUAAAUCAAAACGGAACCUAAAAGGAAUAGUUAUUGAAAACAAACAAAAAUGAAGCAGAAAUUACAAUGUGGAAAAUGAGAUAAUAGUUGAAACAUAUCAGUUUUCUAGAAGCAAAAGUGUAUUUAAAACAAGAAAAAAGUAAAAUUAAUGAAAGAUUGAAUAAACGUAAAUUUUUUAACGAAAACAAAACACAUACGUCGAAGCAGAGCAUAAAAGCGUAAUUAAAUAAUUCAUACUAAAAGAAACUACGAAAAGUGUUGUACCUUAACUUAAAAACAGUGUGUAGAGACAGAGAGAACAAGCAAAUCGUUACUUGAGUUAAGACUAAUGCGGUGGACCCUUCAGGUUAAGGUGCCACUGCAUUACACCCAGAAGUGUGAGCGGAACGUGAAAACAAAACAAUAACAAAACAAACAUAUGCCAAAUUCUCACUACUAAGCGCGAAAAGAGGGCCGGGAAACUGAGAACAAUGACACUGCGUGAAAAUGAUUGUUUAUCAAUUUUAUAAUAAAAAGAAAAUCGAGCAUGCAAAUUCAAAUGGAGAAAAUUGUAAAGUUAAAAAAUAAACACAAAAAGACAAACUCACAGCUGGCAAACAGUUUGGGAGGCAAGCAAAUUGAAAAGUAAUAUUAAAUGACAAUCCUGACUCUAAGGCAAAUUAACUGAAACUAAAAAAACAAGAAAUACAAAAGCAGCCUGUUUUCUAAUGUUUGUACAUAAUCUAUCGAAGGCGGAGGGAAAAAAAUGAAGGAAAAUUGACUUGACAGCAGCUGUCAAGCUAAACAAGAAAUCAAUGUGUCUUCGCGCUCAAUUCUGUCAAAAAUCCGCUCAGUAAAAACACACACCUACAAACUUGUACAAGCACACUGCUUCCGGUUUAUCAGAACAAUACUGUCAUUUCCCGCAGAGCUGGUUCGUUUUGACAGCUGACUUAGCUUUCUUGUUUCGCGAAGAAAAGCAAGAAGCAACCGAAAAUGGCGUCUAACGCCUACUUUGACAAACUGGACGGACGCGCGCACAUCCAUACAAAGAAUGCUACAAAUACUUUACACAAGUUUUUUUUCCAACUUUUGUUUCUAGUUUUUAAGCUCUACGUUUAAGACGUUUUUAGUGCAAAGCUAGUUGAAUCGUUUUACCUUGUUGAGUGUUUUUCUUUUAUCUUAUCAUUAUUGUGAUUUUACACUGUUUAUUAACAAUUACGGCCACGUUGACGUUUGAGACGGAUCAGCGAAUGUGUUAACCACCUUACUGCUUAAGUUUAGUUUUUGUUUUUGGUUAGAUACGUUUUUUACAAUGAAUGAAACUGGUUUUCAACAUCUAGUUAAUUUUUAAGCAAGUUGUUUUAAUUAGAUUUAGAUUUGUUUUUGACCACUCCAAAGUGUGUACGAACGAAGCAUAAAAAUCAAAGACACUCUCACAAAACAACCUUAAUUUUAGGAAAUGAAAAUUAACCUACAAACACAGAAUGUGCUGUCCUUUUCCAACUCAAAAAUCUAAUUAAAUUCAAUCAGAUUUUCUCCUCAAAACUGACCUUUUUUAAACUCUGUUUUAAAACAAUAAAAUACUGAGUUCUUGAUAGUGAGAUAAGUUUUAAGCAUCAGCAGAUACAAAACACUACGCAGAAAUAUUUUUCAGAGGAAAUAAAAAAAAAUCUACUUUGAGCUUACCCACACAAUACACAAACAUAAACAAAGUCGUAAUUUCUUGAUUGUUAAUCUUAAGUAAUCGUGAGCAAAAGUAAAAUUGCCAAACACAUUAAUUAUUGCAUAGUAUGAAAACUUGUGCUUAUCAUUAUUAUAAUUACGAUUAAAAUAUUAUGUGACAAAGCAAAGAAAUUAUUAUAUUUAACAGAAAGAAAAGUACAUUUAAAAACAUACCCACAAAACCGAAAGCCGAGCGAUGGAAUUUAAAAGUGUAUAGAAAAGGGCCAUGGGGAAGAAAAAGGCUUGAUGAUUAAAUGUUUUAAUUGUUAGUUUUUAAAUGUGACAUUGAGAGUGUGGAAGGUAAGGGAAGUUGCGAAAAUGUGAAGGGGGAAAUCGCACCCAACUGAUUUAAUUUUAGAAGUUUAAAAUAUAAAAUAAACAAUCAGAUCAGAACACAAGACACGAGUAGAACAUGCAAAUAAUUGUGAGCUUUAAGUAAAGUUUUUUUUGUUGAUCAAAAAGAAAUAAAAAAUAAAAACCAUUAGCAUAAUUUGUGUUUUGUCUUAAAAACUGCUUUCAAUUGUUGUUCAUUUAUUACUUGUUUAUUACACAAAAAAAACAACUGUUUCAAAUUUGUGGAAGAAACAGUAACCCUACCAAACUUAAACUCCGGUGAUUUGACAGCUCUUCAGUUGACAAACUGUCACUUUUUACAUAGCGCUAACGCUCACUAUCAAAGCCAACACCAUGCACAGCUGUGUAAAAGUGGUGGAAAAUUAACCCCGUUAGUUUGACAACAAUUGCUGUCAAACCAUCAGGAUUUGUGUGUAUCUUUUGUUUUUCAAAACGUCAAAAAAUCUACAGAAGAGAUUCACUGAUUUUUGAAUCGAAUGCAUGAAAAUCGCCGAACAAUGGAGCUCAAAUGAAAACAUCAGAUUGACAACUGCUUGUUUACAAUCAUCGCAAAAUUGUGCUUUUAACUUUAGCUUCUUUAUUUUAAAUAUAUUUUUCAAUACAAAAACAACUCACAAAGAGUUUAAACAAACUCGCUAACAAAACCGAUAUCACACACACUCACACAUCGAAACACGCAACGUGGCUUUUUGAUUGUUACUUAGCGAGAAACAAUAGAACAGAUUAAAUCAAAACAAAAGAAGAUCAAAUCAGCGCUUACUUCUCACUUGUGCUUCGCAAAUCAUCGCAAAAACCAACAAAGUCGACUCAUCGCGCCAUUAUACUCAAGCAUACCUUUUAAAUUUUAUUUGCAAAUCAGCUAAACCACAUAAUUUGACAGACAAAAUGGCGAACCUUCACCAGAGAAGAAACACACACAUGAGAAAAAAAAACAAUUGAAAAUUAUAAAACAAAAAAUUCUGUGAUUUCCGAAUGACAAAAAAAACUAAGAAAAAUAAAAGAAAAGCAACUAUUGAAGCAAAACACACACGCACUCUUGCUAAUGAAACAAAAGAAUAUCAGUUUGAUACUUGAACCAUCUCAAGUUGAAGUGUUGCAAAGUGUGGAUGCGAAAUCGAAAACUUAAACUUAAACCCAAAAGAGUUAAGAAGAAGAAAAAAAGAAAACGAGAAAGUAUUCCAGUGCCAGCUAUUUUUAAAACAAAAAGACAUUUAAAAUAUUUCAAAAGAAGUAAAAACUAACACGGAACGGGAAGACAAAAUUACCAACAAAAAUAAUUAUUGUCGCAAAAGCAAGGGUUGAAAUGGAAAAUGUAUGAAGGACAUCGAAAAAAAAAAAAAAAAACAGAAAGCCGAUGGCGAUGAUGAAUGAGAAGAACAAAACAAAAACCAAGCCAGUGUCUGCAAUCACUCACGUGUAGAUAGUGAAUAUGUACUAUGUUGGUGAAUGAACAUGCCAAACCUAUAGUAGCAGGUGAUUGAAAGCGAACCUGGCGGCGAUUGAGUGAGAACAGUUUUGAGGAGAGGAGGGGGAAAAUAAAACGAUCCGUAAAGGAAACCGUAGGAAAAGCUGAUAAAAUGAUGUAUAUUUUAACUCAUUAUGUGUAUAAAAAGCAGAAAAGCUGAAAACAAGAAAUAUAUGUAAUGUAAAUUCUAUUAAAA